AUGAGUUCGGAACAAGAGGUCCUAUCGGGGCCACCUGCCCCUGAGCUACUAGAUGAUCGGAUUUGGGUCGACGGAUGCUGGGAUUUCUUCCACCACGGUCAUGCAGGUGCUAUGCUACAGGCGCGCCAACUUGGCACAGAGCUGUACGUUGGUGUGCAUUCCGACGAGGCCAUUCUGGAAAAUAAAGGCCCGACGGUAAUGAAUCUUCGAGAACGGCUCGCCGCAGUGGAUGCCUGUCGCUGGGUGACCCAGUCCGUCGCAUACGCACCGUAUGUUACGCAGCUAGAUUUCAUAAGUCACUUCGGCUGCAAGUACGUAGUGCAUGGCGACGAUAUCACGUCUGAUAGCAGUGGCGAGGACUGCUACCGCUUCGUUAAGGCGGCGGGUCGAUUCAAGGUCGUUAAACGCACACCCAGCAUAUCAACCACCGAUCUCGUCGGUCGUAUGUUGUUAUGCACCAGGACGCACUUCAUCAAAUCCCUAGAGAGGGUUCUCAACGGCCAAGAGGGUAGCGGUACCGAAGCUGAGAGGAAGUCAGAAGGAGACGCCAUGUUAAAUCGAAUCCGCCAGUACGCCACCGACGAGUCUGGGAAGAAUCCCGGCGCGGAUGUGUAUUUCUGGUCAGCCUCCACGGCCGCGAAGACCGAAAUUACGGAUGAGAAGGGCUCGUUCCGCCCGCUACUGAAGGGACAUGGUCCAAAACCUGGCCAGAGAGUCGUUUACGUCGACGGGGGGUUUGAUCUGUUUUCUAGUGGACAUAUCGAGUUUCUACACCAAGUUGUUCUCACCGAAGAGAAGUUGGCGAGAAAAGAAGGCUGGUAUGAUCAGCAAGCUAUCGACGAACGCCGAGGCAAGGGCGCUGAUUACGGCCCUGUAUUCGUUGUUGCUGGGGUUCAUGAUGAUGAGGUUAUUAACUACUGGAAGGGAGUUAACUAUCCGAUUAUGAAUAUCUAUGAGCGUGGUCUAUGCGUGCUUCAAUGUCGGUACGUCAACGCCGUUAUCUUCGGCGCCCCCUUCUCGCCAACCAAAUCAUAUCUCACGAGCUCUCCCUGGGGCACACCUGACGCUGUGUACCACGGACCAACAUCGUUUAUGCCGCUCUCGUAUGACCCGUAUGCUGUGCCGAAGGAAAUGGGCAUCUUCCAGGAGGUUCAGAGCCACGAGUUCCAGGACGUAAACGCGGGUACUAUCGUGCAGCGUAUCAUGAAGAGCAGAGAUCUCUACGAGGAGCGGCAGCGGAAGAAGGGUGCGAAGGCUGUAGGUGAGGCUGCGCACCGACAGAGGGAAAUACUGGAGGAAGAACAGCGGUGUAAGGAGGAGAAACUAGCUUCUGCGUAG
Messenger RNA from Daldinia childiae, 1338 nucleotides. Its product is annotated as Ethanolamine-phosphate cytidylyltransferase. The transcript has 3 exons. The record is from RefSeq and is a predicted model, not a curated record. Gene Ontology annotation, molecular function: ethanolamine-phosphate cytidylyltransferase activity. Bases 1 to 1338 code for a protein of 445 amino acids. Gene Ontology annotation, biological process: phosphatidylethanolamine biosynthetic process. Gene Ontology annotation, cellular component: cytoplasm. Lineage: Eukaryota; Fungi; Ascomycota; Sordariomycetes; Xylariales; Hypoxylaceae.